This is a messenger RNA of Rhodamnia argentea, 1877 nucleotides long. RefSeq names its product protein OCTOPUS-like. The record is from RefSeq and is a predicted model, not a curated record. NCBI's taxonomy places the organism in Eukaryota, Viridiplantae, Streptophyta, Magnoliopsida, Myrtales, Myrtaceae. The transcript has a single exon. Bases 142 to 1791 code for a protein of 549 amino acids.
UACGGUGGGGGUCAACGUCAACUGCCACAGCUCCCACCCGACUCUCCCCAGUGCCACUUCACUCUUCAGUCUUCACUUAGCAGUUUGCUGCUGCACGCCUCUCUCUCCCCCGAGCACUCGCUCACCCUUCACUCAAUCGCCAUGCAAACGCAAUCGCCUCCAUCGCCAUCAACGACCCUUUAUUCCCAACACCGACGUCCCUCAUGCCGCCACCGCCGCACGACCAGGCCGACCACCGCCGGCGGCCUCUGCGCCUCGUGCCUCCGUGAACGCCUCGCUGGCUUCGACGCCACCAACUACCGCGGCAUCUCCAAUCAUUCGGUCCCUCGCUUUGUAGCCGACAAUCUCCACCGCAGCAAGUCUCAUCGAGAGUUCAAUUGCGGCGCCGCCGCGCGCAGCUCGGCCGAACCGCGGCGUAGAUCGUGCGAAGUUGUCGGCGGUACCAGCCCGAUCGGCCUCUUAAAUCUAGAGGAUGGACCGGGUGGUCGGGAUGGGAGUUCUGGGUCCAGGGAGGGGAACGAGGAAGGAGGGAUUCGGAUCUGCGAUAGCGAUGUUGAGCAGAACGAGGAGGUUGAUAAUGGAGGAGUCCAUGAUGAUUUCGAAGGAGGAGCUGAGUUAAGGACGGUGAGGGAGUUCAUAGAUCUCGAGUGGGAGAGGAAGAAGCGCAGGAACAAGGAUUUGAGAGGGUUUUGGGGGGUCGCUGCGGUUUUGACCGACAAAUGGAGGAAAUGGAGAAGGAGGGAGAAGAUCACGAAUCGAGGUCCAAUAGGACUUGUCAAUGGCGGCAAUGUGGCAAUUGGAGAGGAAGGUGUAGAUAAGGAUAAGGCUAAUGUGGGGGAAUUAGGAGAUAUGAGAAGCGAGGUUGGAGAAUGUGGAAUUGGGAGGAGAUCUUGUGAUUUGGAACUGGUUAAUGGUGGUAGGAUUUCUUAUGAUGUGCCUAGGGCUUCUUUGGAUGGCCACAUGACCGGUAGGAGUUCCAUGUAUCAGCAUCUGAAUCCAGCGGUUUCUGCGGUUAAUGAUGUGAAGUUGGUUGAUGAUCAAUCUGAGGAUGGGGUGUUGGUUGAGGAGAAGUUGGGCUGUGUCUAUGAGAAUGGCAAGAGUCCGGGUGGGCGUCUUCAGACUAGGUAUUACUACAAGGAGUCACCGGCAUUGCAAAGGCGAAGAAGGAGCUUCGAAAGAUCGAAUUCGCACAAGAGUGCCGAACAUGAAUUUGAGGUUGAUGAGGCGAAGCUGCUGCUGAGGUCGAAACCAUCACCUGCUGCAAUGGAAUUGUUUAAUGGCACGAAAUUGCUGAUAACUGAGCAAGAGUUAAUGGAUUGGAGGCUUAAGUCAGUCAAACAAGAUGAUCUGGCAACGCUUGAAUCCGCUUUUCAGAAUGCUGCUCCUUUUGUUGGCAGGCAGGACCAAAAACGGUGCAAGAAAUUGCAGUUGCUGGGUUGGCGGAAGGCCUGGAAUACGUGGAGUUUGAUGCACUCUAGAGGUGAGAAAGCAGAUGUCGAUAGAAGGAUUAGUUGCGUUGCCGGAGAGUUGGACACGAAGUUGGUGGUUACUGAGUCUCGGCAAGAGCGGAACAACGUUGCCAAGAAAGAUGAACCAAUUGGUAAUAUUAGCCAGAGGCUUAAGCUGAGUAAUAGUGUUACUGCUAGGAGCAAGAGUGCAGAGUCUUAUGGGGAUAACAUCGACAAUGUCCUGCGACCUGUCUAUCUUGCUCCAUUAAGGACUUCUAGAAGUAAAUCAGAAAGGAUGAAGGCCGUCUGCCGGAAAGAGUACUAUGAAGCUGUCACUACUUAAUGUAACAGAGACACACUGCACUUUUUCGCAAACAUGAAAGCUUGAGUUGAUUAUAUGCAGUUCAUUGUUGCUCUUGUUCUCUGGAA